Glarea lozoyensis ATCC 20868 is the source of this 1512-nucleotide messenger RNA. Its product is annotated as Clavaminate synthase-like protein. Bases 1 to 1512 code for a protein of 503 amino acids. The transcript has 3 exons. Lineage: Eukaryota; Fungi; Ascomycota; Leotiomycetes; Helotiales; Helotiaceae. The record is from RefSeq and is a predicted model, not a curated record.
AUGCAGGCCAUUCGUCGAACAAAAUUUCCGUUGGGUACUCCUUGCCUGAGUCGAGCAUUGCAUCAACACCGGUUGAUGGGCACAGUAUCUCAAUCCAAAGAAGAGGGAGAUAUUUCAUCUGUCUUUGUCUCGCUCUCUGGAAGAGCACCGCCACCUCUACCACAGCGAUUUGCAGAAGUGAAGAAAGAGCUGGCUACAGGCCACGAAGAAAGAUUGAUAGCUAGCUGGACAGCAUUGUUAAAAGACAUUAAGAAAGAAAGCAGGGUCAUUUCAACUACUGGACCAGCUAUUAUUCCCUCAAUCAACUUUACGGAUCUUGAUUCUGAUCUCACGGAUUUCUAUAAAAAUCUAAGAAAAAGGGGAGUUGCCGUUGUACGAGGUGUGGUGCCAAAAGAGGAAGCACGUGCCUACAAGGAGGAAACGGAACAAUAUGUGAAAGCCAACCCAUCAACAAAAGCCUUUCCAAAUGACAAUCCAUGUGUCUUUGAACUUUACUGGUCGCCAGCACAAAUCAAAGCACGUGCACAUCCCAACCUGCUCAAGGCACAGAGAGUCCUCAUGAACGCAUGGCAUUCCAAAGAUCGCAAUGCGUUAAUUUCAACUUCUACUCCCGUUUCUUAUGCAGAUCGACUCAGAAUACGCCAGCCAGGUGAUUCCGGCUUCGCUCUUGGCCCGCACACCGACGGCGGAAGUGUCGAGCGCUGGGAAAAGAAUGGAUAUGGCAUCAACGACGUUUACAAGCAUAUCUUUAAUGGCAAAUGGAAGAACUACGAUCCAUUCGAAGCAAGCUGUAGACUCCCAGCCGUCACUGAUCUAUACCAAGGAGCGGGAGCCUGCAGCAUGUUCCGUAUGUUUCAAGGAUGGUUAAGCAUGUCGAAAACAGGACCUGGCGAGGGAACACUUCAGGUAAAUCCAAUGCUUAAAUUGACGACAGCUUAUACUCUGCUACGACCCUUCUUCCGUGCUAUUCAACCCUUGCCGUUUAAACCAUCUGGUCGAUCCGCUAAACGGUACCGCGAAACUGAGAAUUGGGCCUUUGAGCCGAACUAUACACCUGAGCUACAAGGUGCGGCUCUUGGAAAUAGCCAGGAAUUUAAUGAUAUCUUGCAUCCUCACUUACAACUUGCGAAGUCUAUGGUGCAUAUUCCCGAUAUCGAGCCAGGAGAUUAUGUGGUAUGGCAUUGUGAUUCUAUCCACGCCGUCGACAAAAUCCAUAAGGGCACAAGUGACUCCAGCGUGAUGUACAUUCCAGCAUGUCCAUUAACAGAGAACAACGCCCGAUAUCUCAGUCGCCAACGCGAUGCUUUUCUUCAAGGCACGCCUGGCCCAGAUUUUCCAGGCGGAAAGGGGGAGAGCGAUCAUGUGGGCAGACCAACACUCGAUACGUUGAAAUCAAUUGCUGAUACGACGGGACUGAAAGCUAUGGGUUUCGCCAGAUUCGAAGAGACUGCUGAGUCAAGUGCGGGGGAGAAAGCUGUUUUUGCGAAAGCGAAUGAGAUUCUGGGGUUGUAA